This is a messenger RNA of Paramecium primaurelia, 180 nucleotides long. The record is from the annotation of a GenBank genome assembly. Lineage: Eukaryota; Ciliophora; Oligohymenophorea; Peniculida; Parameciidae.
AUGGGUCCAUAUUACCCUCAUAUUUAAUAACCUUAAUUGCAUCCAUAGAUUAAUUAAUAGUAAAGUACACCACAAUAACUUUAGUAAAAUAUAAUCUAAAAUCGACCAAAUAUAAAAGAAGAAGAGCUAGAUGAUAAUAAAUAAUUUAAAGGAAAUUGGCUGCAAUAAAAAAAAUAAUGA